GUAGCCCUUACCCUAAGCACUCUCAAGUCUUAAAGAACAGUCAGUUUUUUAGUGUCAAGCACACGUCCUAACCCUGCAGCACUUCACACAGGCGUCAUGGCGAAGAUGGUGGUGCAGCAACCUCAGGCUGUCGCGGCAAGGAACAUGACAAACUCCAGUCAGUGGAGCUCAGGAGUCUUUGACUGCUGUGACAAUGUAGCAGAGUGUUGUUUCUCAUUCUGGUGUUUCCCCUGUUUCACCUGCUCUACUGCAAAGAAGUUCGGCGAGUGUUUGUGUUUACCAAUGCUUGAUGGUUUUGGAUGUAUUCCCCCAAUAACCUUGGCUAUGAGGGCAUCCUUGCGCCAGCGCUAUGGAAUUGAGGGAUCCAUUUGCAAUGACUGCAUCUGUUCCUUCUUCUGCCUUUCCUGCGUUUGGUGCCAGAUGUCACGAGAAAUGAAAGCACGCAAUCAACCGGUCAUGUUACUUCAUUCUCGAGUAAAUUAAAGAUUCAACAUCAAGAUCAUUAAUAAAUAUCUUCUCUUAUAAAUAACACCAUUUGAAAAGUUAAUUUUAAUAAUACUGUCUAUACAAUCAUUUACAAUGUAAUAAUAACUCUAUACUGUAUAUGUUGAAUUGCAGUCUGUAUUUAUCAGUUCAUGUGUUUUUUACCUGACCCAAGCACAUAAGGGAGUUGUUUGCAUUUUAAUGUUCCAUGAAUUAAUCCCAGAUUGGACUCAUAUGCUUAUAGUUUUAAUGUCAAUUUGUUAAAAUUGGUAGAGAAAAUCCAGGUAAAUAUUUGUGCUGUUGAAAUCAAGAGAUGAGGGUUGAAAGUAGAUGAACAGAUAGCUAUUCUCUCUAGGUACUAACACGAACAACAGUGCAAAUUCACACACUCAGUCACACCUGGGUAGUGUUACUGUAUAUAGUAAUAUGAGUCACUUAUUGCCCAAAAAGUAUUGUAAAAUGUACAGUUAUUUCUUUACAGUAUGCUACUGUACUCACUUGGCAUGAUGACUUCUGUGUACAGUUUCUAACAAGACAGUGGCAAUCAUCAUUCAUGAUUCAUAGGUCCAAACACAAAGUUUUCCAUAUAUAAUUGAAUUCUGUCAUCACUAAGAGUCUUAUUUCAUGUAGCUUUAAGUUUUUAGCUUUAACUUUAAUUUUAUGCAAUAAUGUGUAGUAAUAAUACAAUUGCUCACAUCACUAGGCUGCCAUCUUUAAUCCUUGUCAUGUCUUAUGUAAUGUGUUUCCCCCCAAAAAAAUGAAUGCAAAAAAUGUAGAUUCAACUUUAUUGUAUAUUAGAUGUGUCUGUGACUUUGUUCGCAUGGAAUUUAAUUGCACACUUAUAAGCAUGUUUUAAAAAAAAUGGACAACACCAUCUGUUGAAUUUUGGAAUGAAAUUCAAUUUUUACAUGUUACUGUGAACAUUUUUACAUGUUACUGUGAAGUGCGAGGAAUAAAGAUGUAAGCUUGUAUUUA
Clarias gariepinus (North African catfish) is the source of this 1458-nucleotide messenger RNA. RefSeq names its product cornifelin homolog B-like. The transcript has 4 exons. Lineage: Eukaryota; Metazoa; Chordata; Actinopteri; Siluriformes; Clariidae. The record is from RefSeq and is a predicted model, not a curated record. The coding region runs from base 97 to 483 and encodes 128 amino acids.